Molecule: messenger RNA, 1803 nt
Organism: Colletotrichum truncatum
Lineage: Eukaryota; Fungi; Ascomycota; Sordariomycetes; Glomerellales; Glomerellaceae
Product: chy and ring finger domain-containing protein
Molecular function (GO): zinc ion binding
Source: RefSeq, a predicted model, not a curated record
AUGUCUUCUCUGGUCUCUGAAUUCAUUAUCAAUCCGGUCCUCCGGCAAGCACGUCGCUUUUCUGAGAUCUCGAGAACAACCCUUGUCCCCGAACCUGAAGUACCGUCCGACGCUGUCGCCGUCGCAAGCGACUCGGAAACCCCCGCAAGCCGGCAUGCCACCCAUCCCCCUGCCGAGUCGCCCCCGGAACGGCCUCUGAGCGCUUCUACACUGUCGCCGACCGUCGAAGCCGAGCAACCUCCGUCCGCCCCAGCACGUGCGCCUGCCGCAACGUUCCCUAUGACCGUUCCGAUGCCGCCACCAAAGGGUGAAUCCUUGCCAGCAGACGAUGGCAUGGGCGCAUUACGAAAGCGCCUCAUCGGCAUCCAGACUCAAAACAUACCAGCAGAGGAUAAGGCUCGGCUCAUGCACGAGGUCUUGAUGGAGGGAUACCGCAAGUCGCGGGUCACUCCGCAGCAGGGCGAUUCAAAUGUGGAAGCUCUCCCGGCAGGCGAGGCAUGGGAGCAAUCGCUCCCCAUAGGCCCUCUAGAGUCGUUAAAGUUCUGGCAGCAUCCUCUGGGAGAGCCUUCGUCUCCAGAAAAGUUUUUGUUAACGGCAGAGGAUGUUCGGCCGACAUACGCCCCGGCGAAGCCUACGACGAGAGAAGAGCCCGAGGGUGCGAAAACCCUAGGUUGCCAGCAUUAUAUGCGCAACGUCAAGUUGCAAUGCUCGACUUGCCACAAGUGGUAUACAUGCCGCUUCUGCCACGAUGCGGUCGAGGACCAUACCCUGGUUAGGAAAGAAACCAAGAACAUGCUUUGUAUGCUCUGCGCAUGUCCUCAACGAGCGUCAGAAGUUUGCGUCAACUGUGGUGUGACAGCAGCUCGCUAUUACUGCAAUGUAUGCAAGCUCUGGGAUGAUCAUCCAUCGAAGAGCAUCUAUCACUGCAAUGACUGUGGUAUAUGCAGGCGUGGAAUAGGCAUAGGGAAGGACUUCUUCCACUGCAAGAAAUGCUGCGCAUGUAUAUCCAUAUCUAUUCAACAUUCACACAAAUGUAUCGAGCGCUCAACCGACUGCAACUGCCCAAUCUGUGGCGAGUAUAUGUUUACUUCCCCCAAACCAGUCGUCUUUAUGCUUUGUGGCCACAGCAUUCAUCAGAAGUGCUAUGACGAACACAUGCUGCGGUCUUACAAGUGUCCUAUUUGCAACAAGAGUUUAUUGAACAUGCAGAGUCAAUUUCGCCAGUUGGAGCUAGCCAUUCUGAGCCAGCCGAUGCCUCCAGAAUUUCGGGAUACCCGCGCCACAGUUCUGUGCAAUGACUGCAGUGGCCGAAGCUCGGUGCCGUACCACUGGCUGGGCCUUAAGUGCGCCAUCUGCACCUCGUAUAACACGGUGGAGCUGCAAAUAAGCGGUGGAAGAGAUGGAACACCCCCCACACCAGCGAAUUCCGUUCCAGUGCAACUAAGCCCAGCGGCUGUUGAGACCCCAACUCCCAUCAGAGGCGACGUACCUUCAAGCGGCCGGCGAAGACACUCAUCUCACGCCGGACCUGAGGCACGAUUCGUGAUGUUGGAUCGGCUGGCCAGGUCAGCUUCUCCAGGGCCUACGCCCGGACUACCGCCAAACGCUCUCCAUGGGGCAAUCGAGGAAGAGGAGUCGGAAAAUGACAUAUUGGAUCUUUGGGGUCGGGGCCGGGGUCGGCACGACUCUGAAGACGAUAGUGAUUACAUGUCUACCGAUUUGGACGAGGAAGAAGAUGAGUAUGACGAUGAAGACGACGAUGACGACGACGACAACGACUUCAUGCUCAUCGGACAUCGUUAA